Danio aesculapii is the source of this 2596-nucleotide messenger RNA. RefSeq names its product myosin regulatory light chain interacting protein a (gene mylipa). Gene Ontology annotation, biological process: ubiquitin-dependent protein catabolic process. Gene Ontology annotation, molecular function: ubiquitin-protein transferase activity. NCBI's taxonomy places the organism in Eukaryota, Metazoa, Chordata, Actinopteri, Cypriniformes, Danionidae. The record is from RefSeq and is a predicted model, not a curated record. Gene Ontology annotation, cellular component: cytoskeleton. Bases 123 to 1541 code for a protein of 472 amino acids. The transcript has 7 exons.
CAGAAGGCUUGAGGAAAGUGAGCGAGGGCUGAUGUAGGGUGUUCAAAGAAGACAACACUGAGAGCGGUUUGUAGUGUUUUUCGUACAGGACUGGUAGACCAAAGACAAAACACCUCUCCAAAAUGCUCUGCCAUGUAACUCGACCGGACGCGGUGGUGAUGGAGAUUGAAGUAGACGCGAAGGCGAACGGAGAGGACUGUCUGAAUAAGGUAUGUCGGAAGUUGGGAAUUAUAGAAGUGGAUUACUUUGGGCUGCAGUUCUCUGGCAGUAAGGGAGAAAACCUAUGGCUGAACCUGAGGAACAGAAUCUCCCAGCAGAUGGACAAUCUCACGCCCUGCAGACUGCGGCUCCGAGUAAAGUUCUUCGUGGAGCCUCAUCUUAUUCUGCAGGAGCAGACAAGGCACCUGUUCUUCAUGCAUGUGAAAGAGGAUCUGCACCGUGGGCAUCUGCGCAUGUGCUCAGAACAAGCCCAAGAGCUUAGCGCACUCCUCGCACAGGCCGAGUUUGGGGAUUAUAACCAGAACACAGCCAAGUACUGGUACACUGAACUCUGCGGCUCGGAGCCAAACCAGACCACCAUCAACAGUAUCAUAGCCAAGCACAAGGCUCUGGAGGGUCUGAGCCAGGCCUCGGUGGAGUAUCAGGCGCUGCAGCUGGUAUCGUCACUGGAGCAUUAUGGGGUGGAGUGGCACUGGGCGCGGGACGCUGAAGCACAAAGACUGGCUAUCGGUGUGGGUCCAGAGGGCAUCGCUAUCUGUCGAGAUGAUUUCAGCCUGGUCAACAGGAUUUCCUAUCCCAUCAUUCAAAUCGCCACACAGUCAGGGAAGAGCGUAUACUUGACUGUCACCAAGGAGAGCAGCGACAGUGUGGUCCUGCUGUUCAAGUUGAUCAGUAAUCGAGCCGCCAGUGGACUUUACCGCGCCAUCACAGAGACGCACGCUUUUUACAGAUGCGACACUGUGACCAAUGCAGUCAUGAUGCAGUACAGCCGGGAUUUCAAGGGUCACCUGGCUUCACUUUUCCUCAACGAGAACAUCAACCUGGGGAAGAAGUACGUAUUUGAUAUCCGCCGCACAUCUAAGGAAGUGUACGACUACGCCAGACGUGCGCUUUACAAUGCUGGGAUCGUGGACAUGAUGUCUCGGCCGGGAGAGCGCACGCCAUCAAGCCGCUCUCCGUCCCGGGAGCAGGAGGGGGCGCUGGACUGUGGGGGCUGCCAGCAGAGCCGCCUGCUGCAGGAGAAGCUGCAGAAGCUGAGGGAGGCUCUGCUCUGUAUGCUGUGCUGUGAGGAGGAGAUCGACGCCGCCUUCUGCCCCUGCGGACACAUGGUCUGCUGCCAGAACUGUGCUGCUCAGCUGCAGUCAUGCCCAGUUUGUCGGUCAGAGGUCGAACACGUCCAACACGUCUACUUACCCACAUGUACCAGCCUACUAAACCUGACCAUUGGGGAAAACAGUCCUGAACCCAUCCAUCGAGGCAUGGCGGCCCAUACCUGCACUACCAACGACUACUCAACCAGCGAGAAAAUCUACCAAAACUAAACCGACCAACCCGCUCAUCCACCGGACUGAAAGUCUGAGAGCCCAAGGUCGAAUCGCUCCUCGGUGAAAAUGUUUCUGAAACCAUCGAGGAGCUGAUUUCUUAUUUUUUUUUUCCAUGUCUGUGAAUGUUUGUCUCUUAAAUUAAUUCUAUCAGUUGAUCUGAUAAUUGAAAGUGUUCUCUUUUACGCGUUUAAAUGAAAGUGUUUAUUUUCUUCAUCCGCAAACGCAUGCAGACGUUGAUGUUUUCGCCUCAUAACCUGCACAAAAUCUGUAUGCCGAUGUUUAGAAAGUAGUUUAUUUAAAAGAAUUUUACGUUUCGCUUUUUUUAAUAUGCAACGUCCACUUUUUUUGAGUGUUUAUUUGCUGUGGAUUUGACUUUAUUUUAAGUAGUUUUCCAUGCCAAUGAAGAAAAAGGUAUUUAAUGGCGGGGAGGUGGCAAAAACCCAGCACUUUUAAGACUAGAGGAAGUUGUCAAACUACUGAUCCUCCUUUCAUAGAUUCAUAACUUCCAUAAUCGACACUCCUGAGAGAUUUAUACUUUCAAUUGUAUUUGUUUUAUUGUUUUCAUUGUUUUUUUUGGUCGAAGAAUAAUUUGGUUUGAGUUUAAAAAGGGUACUGAGUGUGGUCUGCUAACCAUUUUAAGAGAUUGAGCUUUUUUAUUAUGCGUUGUUGUUUUGUGGAAGGUUAUCUAUAGGAAAGUUUUUAUUUAAAACAAACAAAAAGAUGAUUAAUCGACACUGUCACUUUACCAAGGAGUUUCCUAAGUGUAUUGUUCCUAGGGGUUUGCCUUAAUGUAGCAGCAACACGGUGUGUUUGAUAUGCAUUCUUUCUUUGCACAGACCAUUAUUGAGAGAUGAAGAGGACUAUUUUCUUUCUACUGCAGACACGAUAUCCAAUAGUCACAGCAGGGGAUAUUUUUUCAAUUUGUACAAGUAGGAUUUGUUUCUGUUUGUUUGAAGCAAAAACUAUGCUCUGUAAAUAUACAUAGAAGUAACUCUCAAUCUUUUUAUAUUUGUUUGAACGAGAGGUAUUAAUAAAGCUGUUUUUUUAACAAA